AUGACUCCAGAUGAAAAAAAAAGAGUUGAUCGUGAUCUAUUGGAAUUAUUUAUUACCGACUAUCAGCCCUUUCGAUUAGUAGAAGAUAAAUUCAAAAAUUUUGUCAAGCAUAUUCCCGGGUACACGUUGCCCAGUAGGAAGACAAUUUCCUCUGGUAUGAUUCCAGCUUUGUAUCAACAAACAUUAAGCAGCGUCAGAGAAAUAGUUUCUAGGGACGCAAAGUCAGUGUGCUUGACAACAGACCUUUGGACCUCGUCACAGACCGAAAGUUAUAUUGGCGUAACAGCGCACUAUAUUGAUGACAAUUUUGAGCCCCAAAAAAUACUGCUAGGGUGCAAAAGCUUUAAUGAAAGCCAUACUAGCGCUAAUCUAACGAAAGCGUUAAAAAAUGUGACUGAUGAGUGGAAUUUGACUAAAAAGGUUAAUUUCGCUAUUUCAGAUAACGCUAGAAAUAUUGUAAAAGCAAUUGAAACCGAUUUAGGAUGGAAACAUUACGGGUGUUUUGCACAUUCACUCAAUUUAAUAGUUCAGUCGGCACUAAGGCCAAUAGAACAAUUAGUUGAAAAUAUUAAAAAAAUAGUGGCUCACUUUAAACGAAGCACUACUGCUACUGAUAUGCUUCUUGGAUAUCAAUUGAAAAACAUGACGGAAUGUGGUGAACCGAAACGUUUAAUUCAGCAAGUGCCAACAAGAUGGAACUCCACAUUUUUCAUGUUACGCCGAUUCCUUUUACUACAAGAGGCGUUGAAACACUGCAUGGCCCUUAUUGAGAGAGACUGGCCUAAUAUUAACACAAUGGAAUGGGAGUUAAUGGGGGAAGUGUGUACAGUCUUACAGCCUUUUGAAGAAGUCACUUCUUCUAUCAGCGGUGAUGAAUAUCUGACAGGAAGUAUGGUCAUAGUCAUGACAAACUGUCUCACAGAAAUAUGUGAUGAUUUUCUAAACAAAGAAGAGUUCGCGCUAUUUAAUCCCACAACAAAGGAAAUCGUCACUUCUUUAAAAAAUGGAUUGAAAGAAAGAUUUGUUGGCGUAGAGCACAGUAAAACUUUUGGGCUCUGUACUUUGUUAGACCCACGAUUUAAAUUAUUACUUUUUAAAAAUGAAUACGCAGUGACAGAUUUAAAACGACAUGUGCAGUCAUUAAUAAUAGGCAUGAUAACACGGGAUUCGUCCACAGACAGUACAACUCAAGUUGAAGAAAGAAGUUCUUCAGUUGUUAGUGCGUGGAAUAAAUUUGACGACUUACUGAAGAAAAGUAAGCCUCAGGGCAACGCUCUAGCGAGGGCUAUAAGAGAAUUGCAAAUGUAUAUAGAUGAUGAGAUACUGCCGAGAAAAAAUUUGGAAGGCAAAUGGAACAGUCCAUCGAAGUGGUGGCGAGACCAUAGAAUAAUUUACCCACAUUUGUCCGAAAUGUUCCGCAUGAAGUGCAACAUUGUGGCGACGUCAGUUCCUUGUGAACGAUUAUUUUCUAAAACAGGGUUGAUCAUCAACGAAAAAAGGUGUCGUCUCAAGCCCCACAAAGUUGAGGAAAUUACAUUUUUAAAUGAAAAUCUGGAUAAGAAACGAUUUGAUAAAUAA
Molecule: messenger RNA, 1578 nt
Organism: Parnassius mnemosyne (clouded apollo)
Lineage: Eukaryota; Metazoa; Arthropoda; Insecta; Lepidoptera; Papilionidae
Source: the annotation of a GenBank genome assembly